GCGCGAUGCUGCUCGGCUCAUAACGUUCUGCUCACCUGCGAAGGCGAGAGGAGGAACGCCGACUGACUUUUUCGCAAACUCGAACGCCGUCCGACGGAGAACGAAGCAGAGAGGACGGGAGGGAAGGGGAACACGCCACAGAGCACGAGAACGACGCGAGGAGGCAGCGGGGAGUGUGGAGUAACAUCAAACCAUCGACCGGCGCUCCACAUAUUUAAGAGGAUUGCGUGCUCUCCGAAUAACCGCAACAACGCUUGAAGUGCGUGCUUUGCAGACGGCAACAUGUCUUCGACUGGGAAAGAAAACAGUGCUGCCCAACAUGCCAAUUACGUGGGACCGUACCGGUUGGAAAAGACUCUCGGCAAAGGACAGACAGGUCUUGUGAAACUCGGCGUGCACUGCGUCACGUGUCAGAAAGUCGCCAUAAAGAUCGUCAACCGAGAGAAGCUCAGCGAAUCUGUUUUAAUGAAGGUGGAGCGGGAAAUUGCUAUUCUCAAGCUAAUAGAACACCCACACGUUUUAAAGUUGCACGACGUCUACGAAAAUAAGAAAUAUUUGUAUUUGGUUUUAGAGCACGUGUCGGGGGGAGAAUUGUUCGACUACCUAGUGAAGAAAGGGAGGCUAACCCCCAAAGAGGCGCGCAAGUUCUUCCGACAGAUCAUCUCCGCUCUGGAUUUCUGCCACAGUCAUUCCAUAUGCCACAGGGACCUGAAGCCUGAGAACCUGCUGCUAGAUGAGAAGAACAACAUCAGGAUAGCAGACUUUGGCAUGGCCUCCUUGCAAGUGGGAGACAGCCUUCUGGAAACCAGCUGUGGCUCACCUCACUACGCCUGUCCAGAGGUCAUUCGGGGGGAGAAAUAUGAUGGGAGGAAAGCAGACGUGUGGAGCUGUGGGGUCAUUCUGUUUGCCCUCUUGGUGGGAGCCCUUCCGUUCGACGACGACAACUUGCGGAACCUGCUAGAAAAAGUGAAGCUGGGAGUAUUUCACAUGCCGCACUUCAUUCCGCCAGACUGCCAGAACCUUCUCCGAGGGAUGAUCGAGGUGGACGCCAGCAAACGGCUAACGCUAGAGCAGAUCCAGAAGCACAUGUGGUACAUUGGGGGGAAGAACGAGCCGGAGCCGGAGCAGCCCGUGCCCCGCAAGGUUGCCAUCCGGAGCCUGCCGUCGGCCGACGACAUCGACCCUGACGUGUUGGAGAGCAUGCACUCGCUCGGCUGCUUCCGCGACAAGAACAAGCUGUUCCAGGACCUGCUGUGUGACAGUGACAACCAGGAGAAGAUGAUCUAUUUUCUGCUGCUGGACCGAAAGGAGAGGUACCCCAGUCACGAAGACCAGAACCUCCCCCCACGCAACGACAUAGAUCCCCCGCGGAAGCGUGUUGACUCCCCCAUGCUGAACAGACAUGGGAAGAGGAGGCCAGAGAGGAAGUCCAUGGAGGUGCUAAGCGUGACGGACGGUGGCUCGCCUGUACCAGCACGGAGAGCCAUCGACAUGACCCAACAUGGACAGAGGUCACGCUCUAUCAGCGGAGCUUCCUCAGGUCUGGUCACCAGUCCCCUCAGCAGUCCGAGGGUCACCCCCCACCCCUCCCCCAGGGGCAGCCCUCUGCCCACCCCCAAAGGGACACCUGUCCAUACGCCCAAGGAGAGCCCGGCCGGCACGCCCAACCCGACACCACCGCCCAGCCCCUCCAUCGGGGGCGUGCCCUGGAGGACACGCCUCAACUCCAUCAAGAACAGCUUCUUGGGCUCGCCGCGCUUCCACCGCCGGAAACUGCAAGUUCCUACUCAAGAGGAGAUGUCCAGCCUCACACCAGAGUCUUCCCCAGAACUUGCCAAAAAGUCCUGGUUUGGCAACUUCAUUAGCAUGGAGAAAGAAGAGCAGAUCUUCGUGGUGAUCAAGGACAAGCCCCUGAGCUCCAUCAAAGCGGACAUAGUGCAAGCCUUUCUUUCGAUCCCGAGCCUCAGCCACAGCGUGAUCUCCCAGACGAGUUUCCGGGCGGAGUACAAGUCCACAGCGGGCCCCGCCGUCUUCCAGAAGCCGGUGAAGUUCCAGGUGGACAUCACCUACACAGAGAGCAGCGGAGCCACCAAGGACAGUGGCAUCUACUCUGUCACCUUCACCCUGCUCUCAGGUCCGAGUCGGCGCUUCAAGCGGGUGGUGGAGACCAUCCAGACGCAGCUGCUGAGCACGCACGACCAGCCGGGCGUCCAGCAGCUGGCCGGAAUUAUCCAGAAAAGCUAUUAAUGCCUCUGCUCUCCUGCUCCACCAACACUCGCAGCGACCCACAUUUGUUGACAGACAGAGGGCGCUAUUCAUCAUGUGCGAGCGAGUUUCUGGAGAAACGAGACGCCUCAUCCUCCCUCACCUGCCUGCUCUCGGAUACCUCUGUGUUCCUUGAGGAAAACGCGCGCACAAUCCUGUCCUUGUUCUGCCCUUUCCUCACCUAAACAUACUCAAACACACGCGCGCAAAUAUUCACGAACAUGCUCAAGUAUACACAAGGAACUUUUUGUGAUGAGCUUUCAGAUGAACCACAUAACUGAACUGAACCAAUACACACACACGCACACACGGCACACCUAUGGACGUGCUAAAACAAUGAGAAAAGGGCGGAGCUCACGAGCUGUCCCAAAGGCAUGGAAUCUCUUCACAGACUGUAUUGUCAUUUUCAGUGUUAACUUUCUUCUCAGUCAGCUGGGUUUCGUUCAAUCUUAAAGCACCGUGGCAAAAGAACUGCAAAACCACACACUCCGGUGAGCGCUGGACAAGGAGCCGAGGAAACUGGAACAGGGGGUGGAGCUUGAGAUUAUCUUAAUGAAUGAUUUGUUCUGUUGU
Messenger RNA from Electrophorus electricus (electric eel), 2838 nucleotides. Lineage: Eukaryota; Metazoa; Chordata; Actinopteri; Gymnotiformes; Gymnotidae. The record is from RefSeq and is a predicted model, not a curated record.